Molecule: messenger RNA, 10970 nt
Organism: Gadus chalcogrammus (walleye pollock)
Lineage: Eukaryota; Metazoa; Chordata; Actinopteri; Gadiformes; Gadidae
Gene: dnah6
Product: dynein, axonemal, heavy chain 6
Exons: 72
Coding region: 1-10863 (3620 amino acids)
Biological process (GO): microtubule-based movement
Cellular component (GO): dynein complex
Molecular function (GO): dynein intermediate chain binding; ATP hydrolysis activity; ATP binding
Source: RefSeq, a predicted model, not a curated record
AUGUACACAGAAAAGCUUCCCGAGCUCCAACCCUCCAGAUGUUUACCAAAGCCAGCGGCCAACGUCAAAGAUAAGCAGACGCCGCUGAAGAACCAGCUCCGCCUCCUCCACACUCAGCCCGGCCGCGCGUGGAGACCGGCCCGCCACGGGAUGCUCCUCCCGGGAUGGGACACGCCGCCGCCGCUCCCGUCCUCCUUUCAUCAGCGCGCACCGCGGGAGGAAGGACUCCCAAAGCGACCGUAUGCAAACACUUUACCGGAGCUGCCGCCACAUGUCAAGGAAAAGAGGGCCCAGCUGGUGCAGAGAGGCGUCGCCGCGCCGACCCCCUGUCCGCCCAAUCAGCCGCCCGCCUCCAAGAGAACCAGGAGGCAGUCCCUCUCCGGCUUCUCCCGGGGCUCCCCCGCCGCCCGGCCCUCGCCCGCCCCGCCGGCGGCCGCCCUGAAGCGGCCGCGCCCCAGCGGCGACGUGGCGGCGGCGGCAGCGGUGGGGGACGCGGCCGUCCUCAGCCCCCCCGACAUCAUCAGACUCAUCCGGAGCAAACCGGACGUCGGCUUCCUCUACAUGACGUCGGCCGUGCCCAGGUCCUCCAUCGACUACGACCCUUUCUACCUGAAAAUCGUAACGUACGAGAACCUCCCCAAGCACGACUACCUCACGGUGAGCCUGGAAGGCGUGCUGUCCGUGACCGAGGACACGCACGACCACGUGCCCCUGGAGCGCUGGGAGCAGGAGUACCACCUCCACCGCCGGCUGCUGCUCAUCCCCACCUUCGCCCGCUUCCCCAAGUGGAGGGCCUUCCGCCUGUGGCGCGGCAACGUGCGCGCCAAGAAGAUCCACAAGGACAGGGAGUCACUGCAGGAGAGCCUCAUCAUCGUCAACAAGUCUCUCCGCCCGGCUCUGAUGGACAUACGGGAGAUGUGUUACCGCCUCAGCGACCUGGGUCUGUGCCACAGCGAGGCCGACCGCACCUACGGCCUGCGGGAGUUCCAGGAGAUCCAGCACCGACAUCUGGAAGAGGUGUCUUCGAGGCUGGAGGAGUUUCGGGAGCAGGUGAAGGCGGUGGCCAUGGACGCCUGCCGCAGCGCCAUGCGAGAGGAGGGAUACACACCGGACUCUGCCCAAAGGAGGCUGAGCUACAUGGAAAAGCUCAAGAAGCAACACCACUGCAUUCGCCUCACGUGCUUCGUGCGGCUGAUUGACUACUUGGUGGUCCACACCAUGUACACCCUGAUGGCGAACUCUGUGGCCGGACUGCUGACGGCCUUCCAGGACCAGGUGGGUCAGACCCCCGGGCGGGCCAGCAUCCAGCGCUGGGGCCAGCGUGAGACCACCACAGAGGCCCCCUCUGAGGAGAAGACGGAGGGGACGGAGCAUCCGGAGGAGGAGGUGGUGGAGAUGGAGGAGGUGGAGGAGGGGCCGGCUCGGAGGUCUGCCGACGGUGACGCCGUCGCCCCCGCCAGGCCCAUGUUCAGCACCGAGCUGAUGCUGGACACACAGACCCUCACCUACCAACCGUCCCAGGACCACUUUCAGGAGACCAUGGGAGAAAUCCUGGGCCGCUGCCGGGAGACGGUGCUGUCUGUCGACACACUCGUGGCGGAUGAUUAUUUUAAUUCCUUUACUCAGCCCAUAAUUAACAACAAGGUAAUUAAUUACGGGACGCACUCGGGUCCCUGUUUGGAAGCCAUUCUAGAAGAUGACACCAACGUCAAGACCAUCAUCCAGAACAUCAAGCAAUCGCUCCAGGUGGCCUUUGACUCCGCGCAUGUAUACUCCUCCACCUUCGAGCACUUCUGGAACUUCUACAAGGAGAACGAGAGCCUCAAUCUGGAUGAACUGCAAACACAAGAUCACGACGUGGUGUUUUUUAGGGAAAGUCUCCAGAAGUAUCACUGGCAGUAUAAACAAGCCCUGGCCAUCACACAACAGAGACAACUGGGGCUGCUCCUAGUAGACACGGCUCAGCUGAAAAACAACCUCACCCCAUCUCCCCUACGCUGUCUGGAGACCGUCCAUGAGAUGCUGCCCCUGCUGGCCAAGAAGAGGCUGGACGCCAUCAUGUCCGAGUCCCUGGACGCCCAGAUCAGGCUGGGGGUCGUCCCCUCGGCCACCACCGAGUUCGUCAACUCCCUGACCUUCCUGGACGAGAUACAGGAAAGAAUCUCAGUGCUGGAGGAGCAGCAGGAGGUGGUGUCCCAGAUGUACCAUCUGAUCCAGACGUACGAGGUGCCCACGCCCCCAGAGGACCUGGCCAUGUUCGCCACGCUGGGCCCGUCCAUGACGGCCGUGCAGGGCGCCGUGGAGAAGGCGUCCGCGGAGAGGGACGCCAACGUGGACAAGUUCUGCACCUUCCUGCAGAGGGACAUCAAGGAGCUCAACCAGGAGGUCAAGGCCGUCAAGGAGAAGGCGCACGACGGCCAGGUCCUGGACAUCGCCGCUGACCCGGCCAGAGUGCGUCUGCUCCUGGGGGACAUCCAGAUCUCCAUCGACGAGCUCCACGCCCAGGCCACCACCUACAGCUCCUACCAGAGGAGAUUCCAGGUGGAGCUGACCGGGUUCGAUGCCCUCGAGGAGCUGAGUGCGGAGGUGAAGCUCAAGCACCUGCUGUGGGACUCGCUGGAGGAGUGGGAUACCGUCCAUGACACCUGGAUGCAGGCCCCGUUCGACCAGUUGGACCCGGAGCAGCUCAGCGCGCAGGUCACCAAGUACGCCAAGUGUGUGACCCAGCUGGAGAAGGGCCUGCCGCCCUGCAGCGCCGUGCCCAGCCUCAAGCGCCGAGUGGACGCCAUGAGGGACAAGAUGCCGGUGAUCCUGGACCUCCGCAACCCGUGUCUGAAGGCCCGCCACUGGGAGGUCCUGGAGACGGUGGUGGAGGCGUCGCUGACGGACGAGCCGCUGUGCCUGGCCACCCUGGAGCGGCUCAACGUCUUCUCCUACGGGGAGGAGAUCCAGGAGGUGUCCGGACAGGCGUCGGGCGAGACCUCGUUGGAGACCAUCAUCAAGAAGGUGGAGGAUGCCUGGAAGGCCACAGAGUUCACGGUUCUCACUCACCGCGAUGCUCAGGACGUCUUCAUCCUGGGUGGCACUGAUGACAUCCAGGUACUUCUGGACGACAGCAUCAUCAACAUCGCAACGGUGGCGUCCUCCCGCCAUGUUGGGCCCAUCAAAGCCAGAGUGGAGGAGUGGCACAAGAAGCUGUCCCUGUUCAGCGACACUCUGGACGAGUGUCUGACGUGCCAGAGGAACUGGCUGUAUCUUGAGAGCAUCUUCUCCGCUCCGGACAUCCAGCGGGAGCUGGGCGCCGAGGCCAAGAUGUUCCAGCAGGUGGACAAGUCCUGGAAGGAGAUCAUGAGGAGGAUCAACAUGCACCCCAACGCCCUGUGGGCCGCCACCCAGCCCGGUCUACUGGAAAUCUUUCAAAACAACAACGCUCUACUGGACCAGAUACAGAAGUGUCUGGAAGCUUACCUGGAGUCCAAGAGAGUUAUCUUUCCCAGGUUCUACUUCCUGUCCAACGACGAGCUGCUGGAGAUCCUGGCGCAGACGCGGAACCCCCAGGCCGUGCAGCCCCACCUCCGCAAGUGUUUCGACGCCAUCACCCGGCUGGAGUUCGCCCCGGCGGCCCCCGACGGCGCGCCCCCGGCGGAGCAGACUGAGCCGGGGGCCGGCGGGGGGGAGCCGGGGGCCGGCGGGGGGGACCCGGGCCCCGGCGGGGAGCAGGAGAAGGCCUUCAGUAACGAUGUCCUGGCCAUGGUGUCCCCCGAGGGAGAGAAGGUGGGCCUGUCCCGGGGUCUGAAGGCGCGGGGGAACGUGGAGGACUGGCUCUGUAAGGUGGAGGAGGCCAUGUUCUCCUCGCUGCGCCGCCUCAGCAAGGCCGCCAUCGUGGACUACCAGGACCGCUCCCGCGAGGAGUGGGUGGUGGCCGGACACCCCUCCCAGGUGGUGCUGACGAUCUCUCAGAUGAUGUGGUGCCGGGACCUCGAUGGCGUUCUGGAAGGGGACCACAACCACUUUGAGGCCCUGCAGGAGUUUGAGAUCACCAACUUUGAUAGGCUCAACGCGCUGGCGGCGCUGGUGCGAGGCCAGCUGCCCAGACUUCACCGUGACAUCAUCACGGCCCUGAUCACCGUUGACGUGCACGCCCGCGACAUCGUGACCGACCUGGUCCGCCAGAAGGUGGACUCCAGCGCCAGCUUUGAGUGGCAGAGACAGCUGAGGUACUACUGGGACGUGGAGCUGGACAACUGCAUGGCCACCAUGGCGCUGUCUACCUACGUCUACGGCUACGAGUACCUGGGGGCCUGUCCCCGGCUGGUGAUCACACCGCUCACGGACCGCUGCUACCUCUGUCUAAUGGGGGCCCUGCAGCUGGACCUCGGGGGGGCCCCCGCGGGCCCCGCGGGGACCGGCAAGACGGAGACCACCAAGGACCUGGCCAAGGCCCUGGCCAUCCAGUGUGUGGUCUUCAACUGCUCCGACGGCCUGGACUACAAGAUGAUGGGGCGGUUCUUCAGCGGCCUGGCCCAAUCAGGGGCCUGGUGCUGCUUCGACGAGUUCAACCGCAUCGACAUCGAGGUGCUUUCUGUCAUCGCCCAGCAGCUCAUCACCAUCCGGAACGCCAAGAUGGCCAAGCUGUCCAGGUUCACGUUCGAGGGCCGUGAGAUCAACCUGGUGACGUCGUGUGCCGCCUUCAUCACCAUGAACCCCGGCUACGCAGGCCGCACGGAGCUCCCCGACAACCUCAAGGCCCUGUUCAGACCCAUCGCCAUGAUGGUGCCCAACUACGCCCUCAUCGCAGAGGUGAUCCUGUACUCCGAGGGCUUUGAGUCGAGCAAAACGCUGGCCAGGAAGAUGACCCAGAUGUACAAGCUGUGCUCGGAACAGCUGUCUCAGCAGGAUCACUACGACUUCGGCAUGAGGGCCGUCAAAUCGGUCCUGGUCAUGGCAGGGUCUCUGAAGAGGGAGAACCCUGACCUCAGUGAAGAUGUGGUUCUCAUCCGAGCCCUGAGGGACUCCAAUCUCCCCAAGUUCCUCACCGACGAUGCUGUGUUGUUUGGGGGGAUCCUCUCCGACCUGUUCCCCGGCGUGUCCAUCCCCGCCCACGACUACGGCGUCCUGCACUCCACCAUCCUGGAGUCCCUGGUCAAACGCAACCUGCAGCCUCUGGCCGGCAUGACCAGCAAGGUGAUCCAGCUGUAUGAGACCAUGAUGGUGCGCCACGGUGUGAUGCUGGUGGGGCCGACGGGCGGGGGGAAGACCACGGUGUACACGGUGCUGGCCGACGCCCUGCAGGCCCUCCACGCCGCGGGCCACGGCGCCGCCAACCCCUUCUACCUGCCCGUCCAGACCCACGUGCUCAACCCCAAGUCGGUCACCAUGGGGGAGCUCUACGGAGAGAUCAACUCCCUGACCCUGGAGUGGCGUGACGGCCUCAUGGCGCUGAGCGUGCGCUCGGCGUCCGCCGACCUCAGCGGCGACCACCAGUGGAUCGUGAGCGACGGGCCGGUGGACGCGCUGUGGAUCGAGAACAUGAACACCGUGCUGGACGACAACAAGAUGCUGUGCCUGGCCAACAGCGAGCGCAUCAAGCUCAGCAACCUCAUACACAUGCUGUUUGAGGUCCAGGACCUGUCGGUGGCGUCCCCAGCCACAGUGAGCCGCUGUGGGAUGGUGUACAUCGACCCAGACGAGCUCAAGUGGAAGCCCUACGUCCAGACCUGGCUCAGCGGCCUCGGGGAGCAGCUCCCAGAGGCAGUGGGUGUGUACGUUCUGGAUCUGUUUGAGCAGUACGUGGAGAAGGGUCUCAGGUUUGUGUUGAAGCACUGUGCCCAGGCCAUCAGCCAAGUGGACAUCAGUAAGGUCACCACCCUCUGCUGCCUGCUGGAGGCGCUGUUGCUGGGCAAAGGUGGACCCGACCUGAAAAUGGAGGCCAAGCACCUGGACAGCGUGCUGUGCCAGACCUUUGUGUUUUGCUACCUGUGGGCGGUGGGGGGGAACCUCACCGAGGCCCACUGGGACCCCUUCGAGAGCUUCGUCCGCGGGCAGUUUGAGGACAACAACGAUGCAAAGCUCCCCAGCUCCGGGGACCUGUGGGGCGUGUACAUGAACCUGGAGCACCAGCGUCUGGAGCCCUGGGAGGAGAUCCUGCCCUCCUUCCGGUUCCACAGGGACCAGGCCUUCUGCGACAUGCUGGUGCCCACCACCGACACCGUGCGCUACGGCUACCUCAUGCAGCGCCUGCUGUCCGUCCGCCGCUCCGUCCUCUUCACCGGCCUGACCGGGGUGGGCAAGUCGGUGGUGGCCCGUGGUCUGCUGAACGGGGUGCAGGAGGAGGCGGGCUACCUCCCCGUCUACAUCAACUUCUCGGCCCAGACGUCGUCCGCCCGCACCCAGGAGAUCAUAGAGUCCAAGCUGGACAAGAAGAGGAAGAACCUCCUGGGCUGCUAUGGCUGCAGGCAGCAGGCUUUUGCCCGGGACCGCGUGAAGAACGGCCUCACCAAGCUGCUGGAGACCAACAUCCUGGUGGACAAGAUGAAGAUCGACCUGUCGGCCCUGGAGCCCGUGCUGCUGCAGAAGUCCACCGACGUCAACGCGCUGAUGGAGAAGCUGGCCGUGGACCAGGAGAGCGCCGACAAGGUGCGCGAGGUGGUGAAGGAGGACGAGGCCUUGGCCACGGUGAAGGCCGAGGACACCCAGGCCAUGGCGGACGACGCCCAGCGGGACCUGGACGAGGCUCUGCCCGCCCUGGAGAGCGCCAACAAGGCCCUCAACGCCCUGGACAAGGCCGACAUCUCCGAGAUCAGGGUCUUCACCAAGCCCCCCGACAUGGUCAUGACCGUCAUGGAGGCCGUGUGCAUCCUGCUCAACGCCAAACCGGACUGGGCCGGGGCCAAACAGCUGCUAGGGGACUCCACCUUCCUGAGGCGCCUGAUGGAGUACGACAAAGCCAACAUUAAGCCCCAGAUCCUGCUGAAGCUGCAGAAAUAUGUCAACAAUCCCGACUUCAUCCCGGAGAAGGUGGAGAAGGUCUCCAAAGCCUGCAAAUCCAUGUGCAUGUGGGUCAGAGCCAUGGACCUGUACUCCAGGGUCCUGAAGACAGUGGGCCCCAAGAGAGCCAAGCUAGCCGCGGCGCAGGCGGAGCUGGACGAGACCAUGGCCACGCUGGCGGAGAAGCAGGGCCAGCUGCAGGCGGUGCAGGAGCAGAUCAGAGUCCUGCAGGAGCAGUUCACCAGCAGCAUGGCAGAGAAGGACGAGCUGGCCCAGACCAUGGCCCUGACGGAGGCACGCCUGGGCCGCUCAGGGAAGCUGACGGCGGCGCUGGGCAGCGAGCAGGCCCGCUGGGCCGAGAGCAUCGCGCUCUUCGAGGAGGAGAUCCACAACGUGGUGGGCAACGUGUUCAUCGCGGCCGCCUGCGUGGCCUACUACGGGGCCUUCACCGCCCAAUACCGCCAGCUGCUCAUCGACCACUGGAUGGCGCAGUGCCAGGAGCUGUCCAUCCCCAUCAGCGAAAGCUUCAGCCUGAUUAACAUCCUGGGCGACCCCUACGUCAUCCGCCAGUGGAACAACGAGGAGUUGCCCCGGGAUACCGUCUCCACGGAGAACGCCAUCCUGGUGACCCGGGGCCGGCGCUGGCCCCUCAUGAUCGACCCCCAGGAUCAGGCGAACCGAUGGAUCCGGUCCAAGGAGAGUAAGAACGGGCUGAAGGUGAUCAAGCUGACGGACUUCAGCUUCCUGCGCACGCUGGAGAACGCCAUCCGCAUGGGCAUGCCCGUGCUGUUGGAGGAGUUGAAGGAGACCAUCGACCCAGCCCUGGAGCCCAUCCUGCUGAAGCAGACGUUUGUGUCGGGCGGCCGCCUGCUGAUCCGCCUCGGGGACUCGGACAUCGACUACGACAAAAACUUCCGCUUCUACAUGACCACCAAAAUGGCCAACCCACACUACCUGCCUGAGGUGUGCAUCAAAGUGACCAUCAUCAACUUCACCGUGACCAAGUCUGGCCUGGAGGAUCAGCUGCUAAGUGACGUGGUUCGUCUGGAGCGUCCGGACCUGGAGGAGCAGAGGAACCAGCUCAUCGUCCGCAUCAACGCCGACCGCAACCAGCUGAAAGCCAUCGAGGACCGCAUCCUGAAGCUGCUCUUCACCUCCGAGGGGAACAUCCUGGACAACGAGGAGCUGGUGGUCACCCUGCAGGAGUCCAAGGUGACGUCGGAGGCCAUCCAGCUGCGGCUGCAGGAGGCGGAGGCCACGGAGGAGAUGAUCAACGCCGCCCGCGAGCGCUACAGGCCCGUGGCCACGCGCGGCUCCCUCAUGUACUUUGUCAUCGCCAGCCUCUCGGAGAUCGACCCCAUGUACCAGUUCUCCCUCAAGUACUUCAAGCAGCUCUUCAACGGGACCAUCGAGACGUCGGAGCACGACAGCGAGCUGGAGCGCCGGCUGCAGACGCUGCUGGACCAGACGCUGCUGGCCUCCUACUCCAACGUGGCGCGGGGCCUCUUCGAGCGCCACAAGACCAUCUACAGCUUCCUGCUGUGCCUGGAGAUCAUGAGGCAGCGGGGGGAGGUGUCCGAGGCCGAGUGGCAGCACUUCCUGCGCGGGGCGCCGGCCCUGGACGAGGGGUGCGCGGCCCGGCCUGACGCCCCGUGGCUCAGUGACCUCCAGUGGCAGACGUGCUGCGGGCUGGAGAGCACGCUGCCCUGCUUCAGGGGCCUCGGCCGCAGCCUCACCAGCUCCAACAUCUGCAUCACGCUGGGCCGUAUGCAGGCAUCCAUCAACCCCGAGAGCUGGGAGGGCUACGACUCACUGGAGGAGGGGGGGCCGAGCCAGCGGAGCCACUGGAACGAGAAGCUGGGCGACUUUCAGAAACUGCUGCUCAUCAAGAGCUUCAUGGAGGAGAAGGUGGUGUUCGCCGUCACCCAGUUUGUGAUCGUGAGCCUGGGGCAGCCGUUUGUGGAGAACCCGCCGGUGGACCUGGCCACACUGUACGGCGACAUGACGCCCGCCACCCCGCUGGUCUUCAUCCUCAGCACGGGCUCCGACCCCAUGGGGGCCUUCCAGCGCUUCGCCAAGGAGAGGGACUGCCUGGACAGGGUGAAGUCCAUCUCACUGGGCCAGGGCCAGGGCCCGAUCGCCGAGAAGCUCAUCCGGGAGGCCCUGGAGAGCGGCGAGUGGAUCUUCCUCCAGAACUGUCACCUGGCUGUCUCCUGGAUGCUGGCCAUGGAAGAGCUCAUUAAAACCUUCACGGAGCCCGACACCUCCAUCCAUCAGAACUUCCGUCUGUUCCUCAGCUCCAUGCCCAGCAAAGUGUUCCCCAUUACCGUGCUGCAGAACUCUGUCAAAGUGACCAACGAGCCGCCCAAAGGCCUGCGGGCCAACGUGCGGCGGGCCUUCACCGAGAUUACCGGAAGCUACUUCGAGGAGCACGUCCUGGGGCGCCCCUGGAGGAAGAUCGUGUUCGGAGUCUGCUUCUUCCACGCCAUCAUACAGGAGAGGAAGAAGUUCGGGCCUCUGGGCUGGAACAUCGGCUACGAGUUCAGCGACAGCGACAGGGAGUGUGCCCUGCUCAACCUUCAGCUCUACUGCAAGGACACCACCAUACCCUGGGACGCUCUCACCUACAUCACCGGUGAGAUCACCUACGGGGGCCGGGUGACAGACGCCUGGGACCAGCGUUGCCUCCGGACCGUCUUGAAGGGCUUCUUCUCUCCGGGGACCCUGGAGCCCGGCUACGCCUACUCCCCCUCAGGUGUCUACCUCGCCCCAGAAGAAGACCGGCUGGACGUGUACAAGAAGUACAUCGAGGGUCUGCCCAUCCUGGACGACCCCGAGGUCUUCGGCAUGCACGAGAACGCCAACCUCGCCUUCCAGCGGCUGGAGACCCUGACGCUGAUCAGCACCAUCCUGGAGGUGCAGCCGCGCUCCUCCGCCCUGGGCGGGGGCAAGAGCAACGACGAAAUCAUCCACGAGCUGGCCGACGCCAUCUUGGCUAAGAUACCCGAGCGUCUGGAUAUGGACGAGGCUGAGGAGCAGCUCUUCGUCAGGGACGCCAGCGGCCGGCUGGACUCCCUGACCACGGUGCUGGGGCAGGAGGUGGACCGCUUCAACCACCUGCUCAGGGUGCUCAGGACCUCUCUGAGCACACUGCAGAAGGCCCUGGCCGGCCUGGUGGUGAUGUCGGAGGAGAUGGAGCGCAUCUCCAGCAGCUUCCUCAACAACCAGGUGCCCUCCCACUGGGCCGGCGCCGCCUACCCCUCCCUGAAGCCGCUGGCCUCCUGGGUCCGCGACCUGGCCCUCCGCACCAGCUUCAUCCAGAGCUGGAUCACACGCGGUCAGCCCAAAUCGUUCUGGAUUUCCGGAUUAUUCUUCCCCCAGGGCUUCCUCACCGGGACGCUCCAGAACCACGCCCGGCGCUACAACCUGCCCAUCGACGAGCUGGGCUUCGCCUUCAGCGUGCUGCCGCUCUACAGGGACCAGACGGCCGUCGCUGAGGCCCUGGGGGGCCUGACCAGCAUCAAGGCCCCCCUGGACAUGGACGAAGAGCUGCCGGCGCCCGAGGACGGCGUGCUGGUCCACGGCAUGUUCAUGGACGCCUGCCGCUGGGACGACGUCGCCAUGGCGAUGGAGGACGCGUUGCCGCGGGAGAUGAACCCCCCGCUGCCCGUGGUCCACUUCGAGCCGCGGCUGAACUACGAGCCUGAGCCGGCGCUGUACCAGGCGCCGCUCUACAAGACCUCCGCCCGGGCCGGGACGCUGUCCACCACCGGUCACUCCACUAACUUCGUGGUGACGGUUCUGCUGCCGACCAGCAGACCAAGUGACUACUGGAUCUCCAAGGCCUCCGCACUGCUGUGUCAGCUCAACGAAUAACACACACACACACACACACACACACACUGACAAACACACACGCAACAAAACACACACGCACACACACACAAAACCCACCUCCUCCAUUCAGCCAAAAGAGCUUGAAA